Messenger RNA from Mobula hypostoma (lesser devil ray), 3471 nucleotides. Its product is annotated as protein PHTF2-like. The transcript has 18 exons. Lineage: Eukaryota; Metazoa; Chordata; Chondrichthyes; Myliobatiformes; Myliobatidae. Bases 196 to 2448 code for a protein of 750 amino acids. Gene Ontology annotation, cellular component: endoplasmic reticulum. The record is from RefSeq and is a predicted model, not a curated record.
GGGAAGGCUGUUACUCGGCAGCCAGCGUCACGCUCAGAAACAGACUAUUUUAAAAAAAAGCAAAGAAUCUGAGAAAUCGACUCUAAUCAGCGUUUUGAAGAGAGGCUGGCGAGGAGAGCUUGUGUAGAGAUGGGAAUGAUCGCGGGAAUUUAAUAUGCUGCCUGAAAUACCCAGCUUGUGACUGAGGGGGGAUAAAUGGCGUCUAAAGUGACAGAUGCUAUAGUGUGGUAUCAAAAGAAGAUUGGUGCCUAUGAUCAACAGAUAUGGGAAAAAUCUGUGGAACAACGAGAGAUAAAGGGCAUGAAGAACAAACCAAAGAAAACAGGCCAUGUAAAGCCAGACCUCAUAGACGUUGAUCUUGUAAGGGGAUCUGCUUUUGCUAAAGCAAAACCAGAAAGUCCCUGGACCUCAUUAACGAGAAAAGGAAUUGUGAGAGUUGUGUUCUUUCCGUUCUUCUUCAAAUGGUGGAUUCAAGUGACCUCAAAAUGCAUCUUUUCCUGGCUGCUUAUUUUAUACCUCCUUCAAGUUACAGCAAUCGUGUUGUUUUGCACAUCUGAAGUUACACAUAGCGUACCAUACACCGAAGUAUUUGGGUCUAUUUGGUUGAUGUUACUGCUUGGAACAGUACAUUGCCAGAUUGUGUCAACGCAUACACCCAAACCUGCAGCAAGUAGUGGGGGCAAACGAAGAAGGAAGCUGAGGAAAGCAGCUCAUCUCGAAGUACACCGAGAAGGAGAGGGCUCUAGCACUACAGAUAAUACACAGGAGGUGCACCACCAGUUUGGCACAGGGACCAGUUAUAAUGUUGGUGAAAUCUUCCGAAGCAUUUGGAAUGCUCUUUCUUUUCCGGGGUCAAAAAAGAUCAAGCAAUCAAUUGACAAAUCAACAGAAACCGAUAAUGGCUAUGUUUCUCUGGAUGGAAGAAUGAGUACCAAAAGCCGUGAAGAUGGAAGAUUACCUCAUGAUGCUCACUGUGAAGUAACUGGAUCUGAAGAGUACAACUUGUCUCUAGGAGCAGGAAGAAAUUCACAUACUCCUCUAAAUCAUAAAGAAGCAGCUAAAGCAGUUGUAAAUGUAUCAGAUGAUGUUUCAAGUGAUGAAGAUGGAGAAGGUGGAUUCCAAUCAUUCCCUCAGCGUCGCAGUGGUGAACGAAUUUCAAGUGACUGUGUGUUACGGAACAGAAAAUCUCACCAAUACAAAAGACACUACAUUGCUGAGGAGACUGUUAAAUCUGCCACAAGUUGCAGUUCACGAAGUUCACGACAAGAUUCAGAAAGCACACGGCAUGAAUCAGAAACUGAAGAUGUUUUAUGGGAAGACCUACUGCAGUGUGCGGAAUGCCGUACUUCCUGCACCAGUGAGACUGAAGGAGAUAAUGCCCACUUGAAUUCCUCUGGGAAAAAGGAAUACCGCGAUGAUCCAUUUCACCUGAAUCAUUUGCCAUGGCUUCAUAGUUCCAGUAUAAGCUUGGAAAGAGUAAGUGCAAUUGUCUGGGAAUGCAACGAAUGCAAGAAAGCGGAUAUGUCUGUGAUGGAAAUCAGUGGCAUGAUCAUGAAAAGAGUUAACAGCUAUAAGCAAGGUAUUGGUUACCAGCUCUUUGGAAACGUCGUUUCUCUGAUUCUUGCCAUCACUCCAGUUUUGUUCAGACUCUUUCAGCAGAAGGAUAUCGAGCAACUAUCAUCACUCUCUGCUGCCGAACUCUUUUUUAUUGCAUUUGGUUCAAAUGUAAAUCGAACUGUUAUCAUGGUCGCCUUAAGCUUUGUGGUGCGUGUGUGCCUGAUGUGGAUCUUUUUCUUUAUGUUGUGUGUAGCUGAGAGAACAUAUAAACAGAGAUUGCUAUUUGCCAAACUCUUUGGCCAUUUAACCUCAGCAAGACGGGCCAGAAAAUCUGAAGUUCCACAUUUUCGUCUCAAGAAGGUGCAAAAUAUAAAAAUCUGGCUUUCAUUACGUUCAUAUCUCAAGAGACGAGGUCCACAGCGAUCAGUAGAUGUAAUUGUUUCGUCUGCAUUCUUGUUGACCCUGUCUGUGGUAUUUAUUUGCUGUGCACAGUUGCUUCAUAUCCAUGAAACUUUUCUAGAUUUUCACUACAAUUGGGAGUUGGUGAUCUGGUGUAUCUCAUUAACACUAUAUCUAUUGAGAUUUGUCAUGCUUGGAUCUGAGACAAAUAACAAGUACAGCAAUACCUCGAUAUUACUGACAGAACAGAUUAAUUUAUACUUGAAGAUGGAAAAGAAACCUAACAAAAAGGAAGAGCUCAACUUGGUGAAUAAUGUUUUGAAGCUUGCAACAAAGUUGCUGAAGGAGCUGGACACCCCUUUCAGAUUAUAUGGACUGACAAUGAAUCCGCUGCUGUACAACAUCACCCAGGUGGUGAUCCUUUCAGCUGUGUCUGGUGUGAUUAGUGACCUUUUGGGCUUUAACCUAAAGCUCUGGAAAAUAAAGUCCUGAUAAGGUGUAAAAUAUCAUUGAAACACAGCAACCCAGGGAAAUCAGGCACCUGUCUCACAGCUGACUAUUCCACUUUGGACAUAUGGAAUUGCUUACAUUUGGAAAAAUUGUGCAAUUUAUAUUUUAUUUUUGUUAUGUGUUUCACUUUUUAAUGUUGUGUUUCACUGUUUUUGCACUUAUUUAGUUAUCAAAUUAUUUUGAUUUAUAAGUAUUACUUUGUGGUCAAUUUUUAUUCAGUAUGUAGCAAAUAAAAUACUUUUGAUAUAUUCUCAUUACAGCAAUAAAGCUUUAUGCCUCCCUCAGUGGAAGGUGUUUUAAUAGAAGCAACUUUAAAAUUAGCAAGAAAUGUAUUUAUUCAAACAAUGGACCGUUAUCAUAGCUGCACCUCUGAUGGUUGUUUUACUAGGGAAGUGAUAUCUACUUAACUAGUGGUAUUUGUUUAUUCUGAUCUGGAUGGAAACGUAUGUUUGAUAAAGACUGAAGUGCAUUUUGAUAAGUGAAAGAAUGUAUUAUUGCAGAUUUAAGGACAAAUAAUCUGUUAAACUAAAAGUGGUGGUACUUUCAUUAUAUGCCUUUGAGGGCAUUGAAAUCUGGUUCAGUGCAGUAUAUUUGGUUUAGCAUAUAUGGCAGGUAAUGGCAAUGUGUAUGCAAAGUAAUAUCAACUACAAAACAAAAAUUUUGUCUGGUAAAUAGGAGGUAUAACUGGCAUUUACCUUUGAAGGAAUAAAUAUUUUGUGACUGACAAUUGAGAAAAGUUCUCCAUAAUUGUAUCUGAAAUUUAUCACUUCCUAUUUGCUUGUAUAUUGUUUAUUUCUAUAAUGCAGAUACUUUUAUGGCAAGGUUCAAAUAAGAACUAGUUAUCAAUUCAAGUUGUGUAUUUAAUAUUUUAUAUUUAAUGCAUGUAUUGGAACUGAACUUGCAUUUUUCCAAUCAAAACUUUUUUGUAUAAUCUUUACAAAAAUGAAGAAUUGAAUGUACUGAACUGAAGAAUAUUUUUGUGCUAUUUGUGGAAUAAAUAGGAGG